GGUCAGUCGAUGGAGAUCUAACAGACAUUUAUUAGGUAUUACAAAACACCCAUUUCUUACCCAAACCCCUUAGAGCACCCCGGUCAGAGUGAGAGAGAAAUGCCAAGCAGUCCCUAGGUAUCGCGAGAGAGACCCCCCAAAAACACAUUAAUACGCGGGGGGGGUGGAAUAUUUCCCCCAAAAACCCGGGAAGAGAUUAACAGGCUGAUUUCCACCCGGAGACUUACCCAGGAAGGAGGCUUUUUCCCAGCGAGGGUAGUGAGACACCUAAACCCGGGGAGUAAGAGUCGUAAACACACUCAACCCCAAAGAAGAAUGGCUUCAAUGACCUUUGGUCAGAAGUCCUUUACUCCCACACCGCCACAGAAAGGCAGCUUUCCUCUCGACCAUGAGGGAGAGUGCAAGAAAUUUAUGAUUAAGUACAUGCUAUGCUUGCGUGAGAACCAGAACCAGAAUGAGAAGUGCAGAGAGGCUUCCCGCGACUACUUGGGUUGCCGCAUGGAGAAAGGGCUAAUGGCCAAGGAAGAGUGGAGCAAGCUUGGGUUUUCCGAUCUGGCCGGCAGCAAAGUAGAGUCAUCGUGA
Penaeus indicus is the source of this 582-nucleotide messenger RNA. Its product is annotated as cytochrome c oxidase assembly protein COX19-like. The record is from RefSeq and is a predicted model, not a curated record. NCBI's taxonomy places the organism in Eukaryota, Metazoa, Arthropoda, Malacostraca, Decapoda, Penaeidae. Gene Ontology annotation, biological process: mitochondrial respiratory chain complex IV assembly. Gene Ontology annotation, cellular component: mitochondrial intermembrane space. Bases 316 to 582 code for a protein of 88 amino acids. The transcript is spliced from 4 exons.